This is a messenger RNA of Engraulis encrasicolus (European anchovy), 3498 nucleotides long. It is a transcript of the gene mfsd2ab, whose product is annotated as MFSD2 lysolipid transporter A, lysophospholipid b. Gene Ontology annotation, biological process: carbohydrate transport. Bases 160 to 1743 code for a protein of 527 amino acids. The transcript has 14 exons. Gene Ontology annotation, cellular component: plasma membrane. Gene Ontology annotation, molecular function: lysophospholipid:sodium symporter activity. The record is from RefSeq and is a predicted model, not a curated record. NCBI's taxonomy places the organism in Eukaryota, Metazoa, Chordata, Actinopteri, Clupeiformes, Engraulidae.
CGCUGGGAGAGCCACGUUUGAAUGACUUUCAGUGAAGUGUAGACGAGGCAACAUUGCGCUUAGAUUAUCGGUCUAAAUACAAAGCAGAAGCUAGCAUCACCCUUAAGAUUUUUUUAACGAUUUGAUUAGUAAACCAAUUAAACCACUCGAAGUUUGGAUAUGGCCAGAGGAGAAGGGGCUGAGCAGUAUUCAGCCACAAGUUUAUUACCACCAAAACCUGGGCAAGAUGAACUCAAAAUCGUCAAGAGGGAGCGGAGAAGGGACCACUUGUCCAUCUGGAGCAAGCUCUGCUUCGCCGUCGGGGGCGCUCCUUAUCAGAUCACGGGCAGUGCUCUCGGCUUCUUCCUGCAGAUCUACCUGCUGGACGUAGCCCAGUUGGACCCAUUUUAUGCCUCCAUCAUCCUCUUCGUGGGGCGGGCAUGGGACGGUGUUACGGACCCGGUGGUCGGUUUCCUGGUGAGCCGGAGUCGGUGGACCCGGAUUGGACGCAUGAUGCCCUGGAUCCUGAUCUCGACGCCGUUUGCGGUGAUGAGCUACUUCAUGAUCUGGUUCGUGCCGCCGGUGGAGGAGGGGAAGGUCAUCUGGUACCUGGUCUUCUACUGCAUCUUCCAGUCACUGCAGACGUGUUUCCAUGUGCCUUACUCUGCCCUGACCAUGUUCAUCAGCUCGGAGCAGAAGGAGCGCGACUCUGCCACUGCCUACAGGAUGACAGUGGAGGUGUUGGGCACAGUGCUUGGCACUGCCAUCCAGGGCCAGAUCGUGGGCGGUGCCAUUGCGCCCUGCAUCAAGAACACCCUGGGCUCCCUGGCCGACCUCAACGCCACCCAGCUGGGGUCGGAGGUCAACGUGUCCGGCAUCUCCCUCAACGACACGAAACAAGCCUACAUGAUCGCCUCAGGGGUCAUCUGCGUCAUCUAUGUGAUCUGCGCCUUCGUCCUCUUCAUGGGUGUCAAGGAGCAAGAUGAGAGAGGGCAGCUGAAGUCAGAUCGCCGCAUGUCCUUCUUUGAGGGCCUGCGUCUGGUCAUCUCGUUCGGACCCUACCUCAAACUGGUCAUGGGCUUCUUGUUCACAUCGCUGGCUUUCAUGCUUUUGGAAGGCAACAUCGCUCUCUUCUGCACCUACGCUCUCGGACUGAGGGAUGACUUCCAGAACGUUCUGCUGGCCAUCAUGUUUGCUGGCACCGUUUCCAUCCCCUUCUGGCAGUGGUUCCUCUCACGCUUUGGAAAGAAGACCGCCGUCUACUUUGGCAUCUCGUGGGUGGUUCCCUUCAUGGUCAUGGUCAUCUGCAUUGAGCCCAACAUCAUCAUGGCCUAUGUGGUGGCCUGUGCAUCCGGCAUCAGCGUAGCUGCAGCCUUCCUCCUGCCCUGGUCGAUGUUGCCAGAUGUGGUGGACGACUUCAAGGUGCAGAAUCCCGACACGCAAGGCCACGAGGCAAUCUUCUACUCCUUCUACGUCUUCUUCACCAAGUUUGCCUCUGGCGUGUCCCUGGGCGUCUCCACCCUCAGUCUACAUUUCGCCGGGUACCAGACCAACGCCUGCACGCAGCCGGACUCCGUGACCUUCACCCUGAAGAUGCUGGUGGCUCCGGCGCCCAUCGUGUUCAUCUUGCUGGGCCUCAUCAUCUUCAAGCUCUACCCCAUCGACGAGAAGAGGAGGCAAGAGAACCGCAAAGCGUUACAGGAGCUAAGGGACUCAGAUGAGGACUCACAGACAGACUCCACAGAACUGGGCAACAUGGUGUAGUACGGGAACAAAUGGAAUAUAUUCACACACACACACACACACACACACACACACACACACACACACACACACACACACACACACACACACACACACACACACACACACACACACUGUUUCUCACAAGAUGUACAUGGGUCACAUGUCUGGAUACAUGUGUGUGUGUGUGUGUGUACACACAAACUCACACACCUCAAAGGUCACUACUCGAAAGUGACUGUGACCAUUUGUCUCGGUUGAAAGAGAGUAAGGUCACCUUUGCUGGCUGCCAUGGCAAGUUGCUGAACUGUUCGGGGGGAGCUAUUUAAAAAAAGAAAAAGGAAAAAAAAUCCUGUGAGAUGUGGGAAGUCUGAGCACUCCCCCCAGUGGCCAACACAGAAACUGCUCUACUUGCACGCAGGACCAGCAAGGCUAACCAACGAGGGUGAAUGAGACACCGACGCCUGGUUGCACGUUUACAAUUCUUGUGUCAUUACCAAAAUCAUGCCGACAUCACAAGCACCUGUACUCCUCUUGGAAGCACAACUGUGAUCGCAUCUACAAAGCUUGUGAUUGUUCCUUUAUAAGUGGCUUUGUUUGCAAUACUGCUACAAUACUCAAGCAAAGCACAUUUUUUUGGAGGGAUAUUUCCAUCAUUUUAUUCUUUACAACAUUGUUCACCAUAGCAGUGUAUUUUUCCAUACAGAUAGGGCUUGAUUUUGGAUUUUGGUACACUACAUCUUGAAACUCUGCAUAUCAAGAGUACUAUCAACUUUCCACAAGAAAGCACUAAGCCAACAUCAUGUAUGAUGUGGGUGUACCAGGGACAAAGAAAAUAUUUUCUCUCUGCUGUUGUUUUGUCUGUACUAACUGGUAAGUGUAGAUGAAUGCGUAUGCAAGAGUUGGUGAUUUUGUUUAAAAUUCACUUAAAUUAAAAAUAGUUUCUUAGCAGUUAUGUGUAAAAAAGACUAUUUAUACUGCGAAAUCGUACUGUCAAUCAUCAGUAAGACUUUUUUCCGUUAUUUAACAUUUUUGACUGUAACACAGCCAGAGAAUUCUGCUUUGGCCGUUACUCGCGUGUGACUGUCAUGGUUGGUAUUUCAAAGGUGCUAUUGUACUUUCAAACAUUUUGAUAAAAAAGUCUGUGAAUUUGUUUAUAAAUGUGUAUAGACCUACUGUCGUUUCAGCUGUGAACGCUGACCAUGUACAGGUGCCUGUGAUUUUGUUGUAAUAUUUUUGUUUUACGGUCUUGUAUAUGUUUUUUGAGAAACUAAGUUUAUUGCCAGAGAGAUUUUUUUUUUGUUUUUUGUAAAUUUAAGCUGAAGUCAUGGCCAAAACAUGUUUCUAUUGCCUGCUGCCUUUGGCAGCGUAUGUAAACGUUUUAGAAAAAAAACAUGCAUGUACUUGGGAGAGUGUGUUGAAACACUACAGUUUUGCCUACUUGUUGGUUGUGUUUUUGUAUCGCUAUGGUUUUCUACUAUAGUGGUACCUAGACCACCGUGUUGAACUGGAUUAGGCCUACAGCUGCCAAAGGCAGCCGAUGUCUGCACAACUACAAGAAGUGGCCUAAUAUCUGAGAAAAAAACAAUGUAUAUGUGUAAAUACUGUAAGUUGUAAAUACGUUCAGUGUUCUGUAGUGUACAUUGGCUGCAAAAAACCUGCUGCUAAAUCCAGGUACCAUCUGGUCUAUUUUGGGAUUUGGUGGUACUAAUUUAUGAUGAAUGAAAAUAUGUUGUUGAUUUUAAUGUUCAAAUUAAAAUUGAAUACUAAUAUAAA